Lymnaea stagnalis (great pond snail) is the source of this 550-nucleotide messenger RNA. The record is from the annotation of a GenBank genome assembly. NCBI's taxonomy places the organism in Eukaryota, Metazoa, Mollusca, Gastropoda, Lymnaeidae.
CCCAUAAUAUGGGGUAAGUAUAUAAUGCCUUGCUUGUUCAAGUUAUUGCAUCAUGUUUCAUUACACUCAGUCAAAAAGUAAUUGUUAAAUAGAACUUUUGGAGAAUGAACAUUGAAUCUAUUAGUAUUACUUUGAGUGUUCCUAUAGAAAAACUUGCGAAAAGAUGUGAGGGAAAAAAACAGUCAUUACUAAGAGGACUAAGACGUCGAAUAAACCUUUGCCGUUGGCGCCGUUGCCUUUUACUUUUAAAAAGGCUUUUUCAUAGGCCUAACUACUGUUAUUGCCGCAUACAUGACAUAUUUAUUAGUCGUAAAAAUUUGCGAAACUUAAACUAUGGAUUUAAUUCCCGGAAACGUCAUACUGUUGUCUUUAGAGGUAUUAAAAAAUCUUGUAAAAUAUCACCAACGUUAUGGCACUUAAGGUUAGCAGACCUAACAACAAGAAGAAGAUUCCUGCAUUGUUCAAAUUAUUAUUCAGAAAACCUGUUCAUUUUGGUGGAUGUUUUGAGAUCCAAUGCAAAUGGGAAGAAGAAAAAUAGAAAAGGUACCAG